CAGGGGGAGGUGCUGCUUUAUUCUUAUCCCUGGAGGACAUUAGCUGGGUCAUGCACCCCACACUUUUCAGAUGAGAAAACAAACUUGUCCGGGGGGGUCACUCCCUGGGGACCUGGAUCAGACGGGGAGGCUGGGGCCAGCCACACGAUGCAGGCAGAGAGGCCCAGGCUAUGGCCACUGGAGGCAACAAGCAGCAGCUGUACCGGCAGAGGCUGCACACAGAUGGGUCCUCUUAGCCCUCUACCUUGACCUCAGGCUCUGCCCACCCACCAAGAGCCAGUGUUCUCAUGGGGCUGGCAAUGAAGGAGUGGCUGAAUAGACACCUGAGUCCACAUAGGCCAAGGAGCAAGGCCACAAGUGCAGCUCAGCAUGUGCUGUACAUGGGUUUGCUGUGUGUGCACCUUAUGGGGCCUCCAGGGUGGCAGGGAAGAGCCAAAUAUCUUCUGAUGGGCCCCAGCUGUGGUUAAGACUGCCCAGGACCUCCACUCCAUCCAGCAGAGCCAAGAGCCUCCACCUUUCCUAUCUGUGGAGGAACCUUCUGUGUCCUUGAGGUCUUCCCCAGAACCAGAGCCCAGCAGGGAGUGGCUACAGCCCUCCCUCCCACCACCCAGACGCACACCUGGGGCCAGCAGCUGGAGCCUAUUUGGUUACAGCCCUUGCUCCCUCAUUUGCAUGAACCCCUCCUUUGGGCCCAGCUAUAAGCUUGUCCUGGAGGUGGCACCUGCACACCAGCCAGGGGACACCCUAUGCAAGCACAGCCAGCCACAGAGUGCCAGUAGCUUCCAGGAGUUGGCACCAGGGCAGUGGAACAGUAUGGCAGGACCCGUGUGGGGUCACCUGUAGCCCUCUCUAGACUGACUGUGGACUUGGAUUAGAAGCCAGAAACUUCCUAGGUGUUUCUGUGUCUGGAAAAGACCUACAAGGCCCUGCCAUGCCCUCAUCCCUGACAGAGCUGGGCCUUAGGGCCUUGGAUGCUCACAGUAUACCAGUUGCUCUCAGAGGGGGCAGCCAUGGGGCCUGGCACAGGCAGGAGCCAAGACUACAGUCAGCACCCACUCAGAAGCUACCUUCCCAGUCACUGUGGGCCUAAGCGCCUAGUGGGAAUGACAAGAGUCUGACAAGCAGGGCACAUCAGCAAUCCCAGCAUUUGAGAGGCGGAGGCAGAAGGAUCACAAGUUCAAGGCCAGCCUGGGAGAGAGAACCUGUUACAAAAUAAAACAGGCUGAUAGGUAGGUAGUUCAGUGCCAAGGCCCUGAGUUCAGUCCCUCAAAACAAAAAAGUCCUAUGUGCUUGAAUGUUCAGGGCUCUGGAUGCUGAGGACGUGACAUGGCCCCUGGAACUUGGCAGAUGAGCAUAGCACUGGUUUUGUUAAACAAAUCCUCUGCCCCUCCCCACAGUCUCACUACAUAUCUGGGGCUCCUGAAACGCCUUGCUUUCUUUGCUGGAAGCUGCCACCUGCCAUGCCAGCGGUGGCUGUCCUGGGCCUCAGCCUCGUGGCUCUCCUGGGCCUUGGGAAGGGGGCCUUGUUAUGCCUGUCCCGGCAAUUCAGGAUGCAAGGGGAUUAUGUACUGGGAGGGCUCUUCCCCUUGGGCUCUGCUGAAGAGACUGAAUUGAACCAUAGGACGCGACCUGACAGCAUCAUGUGCCCCAGGUAUGGAGGUGACAUCCGGGGAAAGGGAGGUGAGGAGGCUGUGUGUCCCUGGGUCUGUGUUCCCAGGCCUGGGGUGAGAUGCCAGCCACCCAUGAUUCUGUGUGGCUUCAGGUUGUCGGCCACUGGCCUGUUCCUGGUGAUGGCUUUAAAGAUGGCUGUGGAGGAAAUCAACAACAGUUCCACUCUGCUGCCCGGGCUGAAGCUGGGUUACGACCUCUUUGACACAUGCUCAGAGCCUGUGGUUACCAUGAAGCCCAGUCUCAUGUUCCUGGCCAAGGUGGACAGCCGCAGCAUCGCCGCCUACUGCAACUACACACAGUACCAGCCCCGUGUGCUGGCUGUCAUUGGGCCUCACUCCUCGGAGCUUGCACGCAUCACAGGAAAGUUCUUUGGCUUCUUCCUCAUGCCACAGGUCAGCUACGGUGCCAGCAUGGACAAGCUGAGUAACCGGGAGACAUUUCCAUCCUUCUUCCGCACGGUGCCCAGCAACCGAGUCCAGCUGGAAGCCAUAGUGACGCUGCUGCAUCAUUUCAGCUGGAACUGGGUGGCUGCCCUGGGUAGUGAUGAUGAGUAUGGUAGAGAGGGUCUGAGCACCUUCUCAAACCUGGCCCAUGCACGGAACAUCUGCGUUGCACAUGAGAGCCUUGUGCUUCUGCCUCGCACUGACAGCCCAUGGCUAGGCAAGGUGCAGGAUGUGCUGCACCAGGUGAACCAGAGCGAGGUGCACGUGGUGGUGCUCUUUGCCUCAGAAAAGGCUGUCUACUCCCUGUUCCAGUACAGCAUCCGCCACAGCCUCACGCCUAAGGUGUGGGUGGGCAGUGAUGCCUGGCUGAUGUCAAACCUGGUCAUGACACUGCCUGGCAUCCAUCAGGUGGGCACUAUUCUUGGGUUUCUGCAGCAGGGCGCUCUCCUGCCGGAGUUCUCCAGCUACAUGGAGACCCAACUGUCCUUGGCCGCUGACCCAGCCUUCUGUGCCUCCCUGGGUGCAGAGCAGGACCUGGAGGAGGAUGUGGUGGGGCCACGAUGCCCUCAGUGUGAUCAAAUCACAUUGCAGAACCUGUCAGCUGGGCUGGUGCACAACCUGUCGGCUGGGCAGCUGCACUACCAGAUCUUUGCCACCUAUGCAGCCGUGUACAGUGUGGCUCAGGCCCUCCACCACACCCUGCGUUGUAGCACCUCCAGCUGUCCCGCACAGGAGCCUGUGAGGCCCUGGCAGGUAAGCACAGGGCAGGGGCUACAGGAUCACAGGCCAAAGCCAGUCUCGGUGGUCUGUAGCUUUUGGGUCAGCCUUGCCCCACCCUUCCCCAUUGUCCAGCUCCUGGAUAACAUGUACAACAUGAGCUUCCGUGUGCGUGGCCUGGAACUACAGUUCAAUGACACUGGAAAUGUGGCUAUGGAGUAUGAGCUGAAGAUGUGGGUGUGGCAGAGACUGACACCCAAGUUGCACACUGUGGGAACCUUCAAUGGCAGCCUCCAUCUGCAGAAUGCGCACAUGAACUGGCACACACCAGACAACCAGGUGCCAGUAUCUCAGUGCUCCCAGGAGUGCCGUGAGGGCCAGGUACGCCAGGUGAAGGGCUUCCACUCCUGCUGCUAUGACUGUGUGGACUGCAAGGCAGGCAGCUACCGGCAGAACCCAGAUGACCUCACCUGCACCCUCUGUAACCAGGACCAGUGGUCCCCAGAGCGGAGCACGCGCUGCUUUCCCCGUAUGCCCAGGUUCCUGGAGUGGAGUGAUCCACCCGUGCUGCUGCUGCUCUUGCUGCUGGGCCUGGUGCUGGGCCUAGUGCUGGCAGCCCUGGGGCUCUUCAUUUACCACAGGGACAGCCCACUGGUCCAGGCUUCAGGGGGGCCACUGGCCUGCUUUGGCCUGGCCUGCCUGGGCCCCGUCUGCCUCAGCAUCCUCCUAUUCCCGGGCUGGCCAGGGACUGCCAGGUGCCUGGCCCAGCAGCCCAUGGCCCACCUCCCGCUCACAGGCUGCCUGAGUACACUGUUCCUGCAAGCAGCUGAGACCUUCGUGGAGUCAGAACUGCCACCUGCCUGGGUGGCCUGGGUACACAGCCAUGUUCGAGGCCCCCGGGCCUGGCUGCUAGUGCUGCUGCUGGUCCUGGUGGAGGCAACACUCUGCAGCUGGUCUCUCACAGCUUUCCCGCCCAAGGUGGUGAUGGACUGGCAGGUACUGCCCAGGGAGGUGCUGGUGCACUGCCACAUGCACUCCUGGGUGGGCCUGGGCCUGAUGCAUGUCACCAACAUCACACUGGCCUUCCUGUGCUUCCUGGGCACCUUCCUGGUACAGAGCCAGCCUGGCCACUACAACCGUGCCCGUAGCCUCACCUUUGCCAUGCUGGCCUACUUUGUCACCUGGGUCUCCUUUGUGCCCCUUUACACCAACAUGCAGAUGCUGUACCAGCCUGCUGUGCAGAUGGGUGCCAUCCUCCUCUGUGCCCUGGGCAUACUGGCCAUCUUUCACCUGCCCAAGUGCUAUCUGCUGCUAUGGUGGCCAGAGCUCAACACCCCUGAAUUCUUUCUAGGCCAGGGACCAAGUGACACCACAGAUGGGAGUGGCAGUGGGGGCAGGGACAGGGCUCAGGGAGAGCCUGAGUGACCCCUAACCCUAGGACCUCAACUCCAAUGAAUUCAGCCCCUGUAGAGAUCCUCAAAAUCUGGACCAAUAACCUCCUUUUUUUUUUUUUUUUUUUUCCAUUUUUAUUGGUACCGGGGAUGGAACUCACAACUGCCUGCUUGUAAGGCAGGCGCUUAUGCCGCUGAGCUAAAUCCCCAGCCCAAACCUCCUAUUUUUUAUUCUAACUACAAGCUGACCUUGACCUUGAACCCAGGGCUGCACUGUGUGGGAGGGGUCCACGAGGCCUGCUCCACUUUCCCAAAGGGCUCCCAGAGGUUCCUGGGGGCCCACAACUACUCAGCUAGGAAACUCCUGGCCAGACAAAGGGAGCCAAGUUAGGCACCACUUGCCUCACCGUGCCCUAGGUAGGCCUGGAGCAGUCUGCAAAGCCCACCCAGGAGGGAAGGGGUGGCAUCCAGCCUGACCCAGGUCAAGCCAUAGGAGGGGGCUCUGCCUGCCACCAGUACCUCGGACAGAGCACGGGUGGAGGUGGGCGUCAGCACCACGGCCAGCGUCUGCAACCAGGACCCCUGAAGCCAGCACCAAGGACAGAAAACACCAAGGACAGCACCCCGGACAGAGCCUCGUGGCAGGCACAGACUGAAGAGAAUGGCACCAGUCUGGGCCAAGGCGGCCUCCAGUCAGUCUGGGGUCAGCAGUGGAUCCGCCCCCAUAUCUGAGUCCCUAGAGAGCCCACAAAGAAUAUGGUCACAGGCCGAACACCAGCCCUAUAAAAUUAAACGCUUUUUAGUGUUUAAAAUAGCA
This is a messenger RNA of Cavia porcellus (domestic guinea pig), 5039 nucleotides long. It is a transcript of the gene Tas1r3, whose product is annotated as taste 1 receptor member 3. Gene Ontology annotation, molecular function: G protein-coupled receptor activity; sweet taste receptor activity. Gene Ontology annotation, cellular component: plasma membrane. Bases 1461 to 4256 code for a protein of 931 amino acids. The transcript has 4 exons. The record is from RefSeq and is a predicted model, not a curated record. NCBI's taxonomy places the organism in Eukaryota, Metazoa, Chordata, Mammalia, Rodentia, Caviidae. Gene Ontology annotation, biological process: sensory perception of umami taste; G protein-coupled receptor signaling pathway; sensory perception of sweet taste.